Messenger RNA from Syngnathus acus (greater pipefish), 2947 nucleotides. It is a transcript of the gene tkta, whose product is annotated as transketolase a. The coding region runs from base 211 to 2157 and encodes 648 amino acids. Gene Ontology annotation, molecular function: transketolase activity; thiamine pyrophosphate binding. The record is from RefSeq and is a predicted model, not a curated record. NCBI's taxonomy places the organism in Eukaryota, Metazoa, Chordata, Actinopteri, Syngnathiformes, Syngnathidae. Gene Ontology annotation, cellular component: endoplasmic reticulum membrane; extracellular exosome. The transcript is spliced from 13 exons. Gene Ontology annotation, biological process: pentose-phosphate shunt, non-oxidative branch; ribose phosphate biosynthetic process.
UGUGUGUGUGAUUUUUGCUCGUGUGUAUUUAGUGUGUUCUUGCACAUCUAUGCGUCUGCAUACCCGAUAGGAUCAAUCCGGACUCUCCUUCAUUGUCUUUCUGUCUAUCUAUCCCCCAACGCCAUCUCUUGUGCACUCAGGUUCGGUCACCCUCGCCCGUCCUCACACGUUUACAAACGAAGGAUUUUUGGAGCUCAACAUUUUGCCUUCAUGGAGGAUUACCACAAACCUGACCAACAGACAGUGCAGGCGUUGAGGAACAUCGCCAAUCGCCUAAGGAUCAACUCCAUCAAGGCGACUACCGCAGCAGGCACAGGACAUCCUACAUCAUGCUGCAAUGUGGCCGAAAUCAUGUCUGUGCUCUACUUCCACACCAUGAAGUACCGCCCCGACGACCCACGAAACUUCCACAGCGAUCGCUUCCUCAUGUCCAAGGCUCAAUCUGCACCAGCCUUGUACUCCAUGUGGGUUGAAACAGGCUUCCUAAAGGAGAGUGAGUUGCUGAGUAUGUGCCAGGUUGACUCUUCACUGGAGGGCCACCUCAUCCCAAAGCAGCAAUUUGUGGACGUAACCACCGGCUAUUUGGGACAGGGACUCGGUGUGGCCUGCGGAAUGGCGUACACUGGGAAAUACUUUGACAAAGCCAGCUACCGUGUUUACUGCCUGUUGGGGGAUGGUGAAAUGUCAGAAGGCUCCGUAUGGGAAGCCAUGUCGUUCGCUUCCUACUACCAGCUCGACAACCUAGUGGCCAUCAUGGACAUCAACCGUCUGAGCCAAAGUGACUCUGCGCCUCUGCAGCAUCAUGCAGAGAAAUACCAGAGACGCUGCGAAGCGUUCGGUUGGCACGCCAUCAUUGUGGAUGGACACAGUGUGGAGGAGCUGUGCAAGGCUCUGAGCCAGCCACGCCAUCAACCCACAGCUAUCAUUGCCAAAACCAUCAAGGGCAAAGGCAUUCCAGCCGCAGAAGAUAAGAUGGGAUGGCACUCCAAAACUCUGCCCAAAGACAUGGCCGAGAUGGUCAUGAAGGAUCUGCAGAGUCGGAUCAUGAGCACCAGCAAGCACCUGUACCCUCCCGCUCCGAUCGAAGACUCCCCUCCCGUGAGCCUGAGGAACAUCCGUAUGGCCAGCGCACCCGCUUACAAGCCUGGAGAAAAGAUUUCCACACGCAAGGCCUAUGGGAUGGCCAUCACUAAGUUAGCUCGCUACAACGACCGUGUCGUGGCUCUUGACGGAGACACGAAGAACCUCACUUACUCGGAGAUCUUCAAGAAUGAGCAUCCUAAUCGCUUUGUGGAAUGCUACAUUGCCCAGCAGAAUAUGGUCAAUGUUGCCAUGGGAUGUACCGCUCGUGAGAGGAACGUUGUGUUUGCCAGCACCCUGGCAUCCUUUUUCACACGUGCCUACGACCAGCUCCGCAUGGCAGCCAUUUUAGAUAGCAACGUCAAUCUAUGUGGCUCCCACUGCGGCCUGUCCACUGGAGAGGAGGGGCCCUCCUUGAUGGGAUUGGAGGACAUGGCCAUGUUCAGGGCCCUCCCUAGAACAACCAUCUUUUACCCUUGUGAUGGAGUGUCUACAGAGAAGGCUGUGGAACUGGCCGCAUCCACAAAGGGUGUUUGCUAUAUCCGAACUAGCCGUCAAGACAAUGCCAUCAUUUACAACAGCAAUGACGAUUUCCAUGUUGGACAGGCUAAGGUAGGAAUUUCUCUGAUGCGCCUGUUUGAUGGGUUUACUGGAAAAGAAUCUUUUUGCCAGGUGGUCUACCAGAGCAAAGAGGAUCAGGUGACUGUGGUGGCUGCUGGAGUGACUCUGCAUGAGGCUCUGGCAGCAGCUGAACACCUCAAGAAAGAGAGGAUAUACGUGCGGGUGAUUGACGCGUUCACAAUCAAACCACUUGACUCCAAGACCAUCAUUGACCACACGCGUGCCACCAGAGGAAGAAUCCUUACUGUAGAGGACCAUUACUAUGAAGGUGGCCUGGGGGAGGCCGUGUGCUCGGCGGUUGUAAACGAGACUGGCUUCAAUCUGCAUCGUCUGGCCGUGUCUCACGUACCGCAUAGCGGCAAACCGCAAGACCUCCUCAAAAUCUACGGCAUCGACCGUGACGCCAUCGCCCAGGCCAUACGCAAGAUGCUCAGCACCUCCACCAACGCCAAGUAAAUCUCAAUCCAAACCUAUUUCUCACCAAACCUAUCAACAAUCGAGUCACACCACACCCAGCUCUCUCCUUUUCUUCACUGUGAAUCCCCUGUGAGUGUUUCAAGUAUUGUGAUUUUGUGAUUUUUCAAGGUAGAAUUACACUUUUGCUCAUCUUUUACACACUAAACACUAAUACACACACGCACACGCUCAUGGGCUACAUAUCCCAUCUUAUCCAAAUGUGGCCAAUCAACAACACACACUUUUUACAUGUUCAACGGGAGUAUUAUGUAAUGGUUCCAUGUGUUUUUGCAAUGCUUUUUUCAGUCACGUCAUUAAGAUGGCAAUGUUUUUUAUAUAUUAUUCAAAAUGUAGCUCUUGAAAUCAGGUGGGUGGUUAGUAUUAAAGUAGUUGUGGUGACGACGGUGUCAGAAAGAAACAAGAUGAGUUGUUGUGUGUAGAAGUUAGUGGAGAAAAAAUAAAUAAAAAACAAAUGUAGAUUGGGUAAAUGUUGCACAAAAAACACAGGUCAAGUCCGAUUCAAAUGUCGAAUUGUUUAUUCCUCAUUAUUGUUGUUGAUGUCAUCUACCAUACGCACCACACAUCAAGCAUACACUUGGACCACACCACCAGACCAGUAUACGUUAUGAUGUGACCAUUGACAUGUUUUUUAUGCGGCGGCUUGGUUCCUCCCAUGCAGUGAUGCAGAAGUUUGAUUGUGACUGUGCAGGUCUGAUUUGUGAACCUAAGAACUGUUACUUGAAGUUUUGUAAGAACCAUUCUUUCAUGGAAUAAAGCCCUCUACAUUUGA